CGCGCACGCACCCGCGCUCCGCACCGCCCGCGUCUGUGCCGUGUUCGCGCUAUGCCGCCUUCCCGACAACAUACUUCAGUGCUCGGUUCCAACCAUUGUUAUUGUUUUCCAAGUGUAGGACAUAGCCCGGAAAUGAGCCAGUGAGUCGAAUUUCUUGCGAGUAGUGACGAUUUAACUUGACAAUUUUUCAAUUUCACGGGCAAUUAGUUAAACUUCAUAAACAAUAAGCUGAUACGAAUUUACGAUGGUGUCUGAGGGGCCCCUGCCCGUAGUCUGGUGUAUACGCGAUAACCAACUAGUGCCUCACCAAGUAUCCGGUGUUAAGUUACAAGGAGCAGUGACUGGCGCGCACAUAGCUGCAGUGACGGACUUUUUGCGCAUGGUUGCUGGUACUCCGAUCGUUUUGCCGCACACGGCGGUUUCGGAAGAUAUCGAUAAUGAUAUUAAUCAAGAAAAAGAAAACUCGACUCGACGACGAAAAAUGUCUAUGCAAGUUGAAGUGCCGUGCGUAUUUCUGUCUGAAAGCGCUUUGCAGAAAGCCAAAAAUCGAAGCAACUCCUUAGACGACAAGGUAUUAUUUGAUCAUUGUAAUCCUUCUACAGCCAAAAGAUUUUUAGAAUUAGAUAAUAAAUCGCAUUCAUUAGAAAUCAGAGAAUCUGAUAAUGGAAUUGAAAAAGAAAUGAAAUGCACUCAAAGAAUUACUCGAAUAAUAGAUUUAGACGAUAUUAAUCCAAAAGUAGUAGAUACAGAAUUUGAAAAAGAACCUCUUCAAAGGAUAACUAGAAUUAUAGAAUUCGAAAAUGAGAAAAUGGAAAAAUCACCCUCACCAGUGUCCACAGAUUGUGAUAAUGACACGCCUCUUCAACGAAUAACGAGAAUAAUAGAUCUAAAUGACAACACAUUCUGUUCCGCAGAAAGUAUUACUGAAUCUGACAAAGAAUGCUCGCAAAAGUUAUCUAGAAUAAUUGAAUUAGAAAAAGAGAGUUCUUUCCCAAGUAUGGCUAAAAUAAUAGAAAUGGAAAAUGAAAUAUCCAAUGAAAGAAGAAUAUCUCUAACCAAUGAACGCGAAACCGGAGGCGGAAUUAUCGAGAAUUGCUCCGAAGAAGUCAUUGUUAGAUCUAAAUUAGCCCAUAGAAGUACACCUAGGAUUAGUAUCGAUUCUUCGUGCUCCGAAAACUCUUAUGUCAAUAUCGAAAAUAUUAAGAGUUUGCAGGAUGUAAGGAAAGAAGACAGCGUAGAUAGUGGCGUGAGUCCUGAAUCAUCGCCGGCUUGCAGGUCUUUUCGACCCCGGUUUCCCAGGAAAAAGACUUCAGUAUGUUCGAUUGGCUCCUCGGACUGUGAUGAUGAGAUAGAUGUUAUAUUUAAAUCUAAACCAAAAUCUAGUCAGUGGUUGAGUCUCGAUUGGAUACCGCCACCGCCCAAAGAAGAGCCAGUGAUUACUCAAGUCUGUGAUAAAAACGAUUUUAUAUCGAAGUGGAUAGCUGAACAAAAUUCCCAGGAUUCGGGAAUUGUUCCUGAUGAAAGAAGGAAAAGUCUUCCACCUAAAUCGAACGAAAUAUAUCUUCAAAAUAUGAGAAGGUUUAGCGACAGCUUGCAAAUAUGUAAGGAAGAUGCCGCUAGCGAUUCGCCAGCCACAGUCAAAUGGAAAUGGCAUGAUAUCGUCAAGCGACAUUUACAGUUGUUGAAAAACGACAAAGGAUUUAGGCGCCAAAGAGGAAGCUGGAUGAGAACAGCUAGACGCCUAUCGGGAACCAACAUAAACAACAGGAGUAUGGAGCCCUUACCGCUCGACACCUACAUGAAACUCAACACGAUGCCAUGGUACUUCCGCAAAAUAAAACGAAUCGAAGCAGAGAAGAAGCUGCUUCUGCCAGAAAACGAACACGGCGCUUUCCUCAUACGAGACUCGGAGAGCCGCCACAACGACUUCUCGCUAUCAGUUAGAGAUGGCGACACCGUGAAGCAUUACCGCAUCAGACAACUGGACGAAGGCGGGUUCUUCAUCGCGCGGCGCACCACAUUCCGCACGCUGCAAGAGCUGGUGGAGCACUACAGCAAGGACGCCGACGGGCUCUGCGUCUCGCUCAGCAAGCCCUGCGUGCAGGUCGAAAAACCAGUCACCGAGGGUCUGUCGCACCGAACUCGCGACCAAUGGGAGAUCGACCGUUCCUCGCUGAAGUUCGUGAGGAAACUGGGCCAUGGUCAGUUCGGAGAGGUGUGGGAGGGGUCGUGGAACAACACCACGCCUGUGGCCAUCAAGACCCUCAAGUCUGGGACCAUGGACCCGAAGGACUUCCUCGCUGAAGCGCAGAUCAUGAAGAAACUCCGACACAACAAGCUAAUUCAGCUGUACGCUGUCUGCACCUUGGAGGAGCCAAUCUACAUCAUCACUGAACUCAUGAAGAACGGAUCUUUGCUGGACUACUUGCAAGGCAAAGGCCGUGGCCUCAAGCUGCAGCAGCUGAUCGACAUGGCGGCUCAAAUCGCUGCCGGCAUGGCGUACCUGGAGUCUCAGAACUACAUCCACCGCGACUUGGCAGCCCGGAACGUUCUGGUGGCCGACGCCAACAUUGUGAAGAUCGCAGACUUUGGUCUGGCCAGGCUUAUCAAGGAGGACGAGUACGAGGCGCGAGUGGGCGCUCGUUUCCCCAUCAAGUGGACGGCGCCCGAGGCGGCCAACUACAGCAAGUUCUCCAUCAAGUCCGACGUGUGGUCCUUCGGCAUCCUGCUCACUGAGCUCGUCACCUACGGCAGGAUACCCUACCCAGGCAUGACCAACGCCGAAGUCCUGCACCAAGUGGAGCACGGCUACCGCAUGCCGUGCCCGCCCUCCUGUCCCGCGGCGCUCUACGAGAUCAUGCUAGAAUGCUGGCACAAGGACCCGCUCAAGCGGCCCACGUUCGAGACGCUGCAGUGGAAGCUGGAGGACUUCUUCACCAUGGACAACUCCGAGUACAAGGAGGCCUCCGCCUACUGAGCCCGGCCCUCCCUGCCGCCCCACCGCCACGCACACUCGCAUCA
Messenger RNA from Ostrinia nubilalis (European corn borer), 3021 nucleotides. It is a transcript of the gene Src42A, whose product is annotated as tyrosine-protein kinase Src42A. NCBI's taxonomy places the organism in Eukaryota, Metazoa, Arthropoda, Insecta, Lepidoptera, Crambidae. Gene Ontology annotation, cellular component: extrinsic component of cytoplasmic side of plasma membrane. Bases 245 to 2977 code for a protein of 910 amino acids. Gene Ontology annotation, molecular function: non-membrane spanning protein tyrosine kinase activity; ATP binding; signaling receptor binding. The record is from RefSeq and is a predicted model, not a curated record. Gene Ontology annotation, biological process: cell surface receptor protein tyrosine kinase signaling pathway; protein phosphorylation; innate immune response. The transcript is spliced from 7 exons.